AUGGCGACCUCCCUUGCCCGCAUGCUCAAGGGCCAAGUGCGAUGCUACUCCGCACCGUUGGACAUGGCCAUUCCGGCCUCCAAGCAGCGCUACAUCCCCACAACCGGUACCUACCCCAAGGGAUUCAAGGUGUCUGGCACCUACGUGGGCGUUAAGGCCUCCAACACCCGCUUCCCCGAUCUCGCAUUGAUCGCCUCCGAGACGCCAUGCUCUGCCGCCGCGGUGUUCACAACCAACAAGUUCCAGGCUGCGCCUGUGCAGGUCAGCAAGAAGACCCUGCAAAGCCGCAAAGGCAGUGGCAUCCGGGCAGUCGUGAUCAACUCCGGAUGCGCCAAUGCCGUCACCGGCAAGGGCGGCCUCGAGGACGCAGUGCAGAUGGGUCGAAAAGUGGAUGAGUGCAAUGGUGUCGAGAACGACAGCUCGCUGGUGAUGAGCACCGGUGUCAUUGGACAGCGUCUCCCGAUCUCAAAGAUCAUCGACCGCAUCCCAACCGCGCACUCAACCCUGGCCUCCUCCCACGACGCAUGGCUCACCACCGCCCGCGCCAUCUGCACCACAGACACAUUCCCCAAGCUCCUCUCGCGCACCUUCACCCUGCCCUCCUCCCCCGACCGCACCUACAGCCUCGCAGGCAUGACCAAAGGCGCCGGCAUGAUCCACCCUAACAUGGCCACGCUCCUGGGCGUUCUCUGCACCGACGCCGCCGUCGAGCCCGCCGCGCUCCAGUCGAUCCUGAAGCACGCCGUGUCGCGAUCCUUCAACUCGAUCUCCAUCGACGGCGACACCAGCACCAACGACACGAUCGCCGUGCUCGCGAACGGUGCCGCAGGCGGCGAGACCGUGCGCGCGCCCGGCUCCUCCCCCAGCGCCGACUACACCGCGCUGCAGGGCGUAGUGACUGACUUCGCGCAGGAGCUGUCGCAGCUGGUUGUGCGCGAUGGCGAGGGCGCUACGAAGUUCGUUACUGUGCGCGUGCGCAACUCGCCUGACUAUGAGUCUGCGCGCCAGAUUGCUUCUACCAUUGCCCGGUCCCCGCUUGUGAAGACUGCUCUCUACGGCAAGGAUGCUAACUGGGGCCGUAUUCUGUGUGCGGUUGGUUAUACCCAGGGUGUUGCCGACGGUGUUGUCGUUCCUGAGCGCACUUCUGUUAGCUUCCGUCCUGUGGAUGGAAGUGCUGACUUGAAGCUGUUGGUCAAUGGUGAGCCUGAGACUGUUGAUGAGGAGCGGGCCAGCACUAUUCUGCAGGAUGAAGAUCUUGUGAUCGAGAUUGAUCUCGGUGGUGGUGAGAAGGGUGCUGCUGGAUGCGGUGGUGAGGAUGCUGUUUACUGGUUCUGUGAUUUCAGUCACGAGUAUGUGACUAUCAACGGUGACUACCGUACUUAA
Penicillium paradoxum is the source of this 1383-nucleotide messenger RNA. RefSeq names its product bifunctional ornithine acetyltransferase/N-acetylglutamate synthase. Bases 1 to 1383 code for a protein of 460 amino acids. Gene Ontology annotation, molecular function: L-glutamate N-acetyltransferase activity, acting on acetyl-CoA as donor; L-glutamate N-acetyltransferase activity, acting on acetyl-L-ornithine as donor. The transcript has 2 exons. Gene Ontology annotation, biological process: L-arginine biosynthetic process; L-ornithine biosynthetic process. The record is from RefSeq and is a predicted model, not a curated record. Lineage: Eukaryota; Fungi; Ascomycota; Eurotiomycetes; Eurotiales; Aspergillaceae. Gene Ontology annotation, cellular component: mitochondrial matrix.